Engraulis encrasicolus (European anchovy) is the source of this 1227-nucleotide messenger RNA. RefSeq lists its product as uncharacterized. NCBI's taxonomy places the organism in Eukaryota, Metazoa, Chordata, Actinopteri, Clupeiformes, Engraulidae. The record is from RefSeq and is a predicted model, not a curated record. Gene Ontology annotation, biological process: DNA integration. Gene Ontology annotation, molecular function: nucleic acid binding. The transcript is spliced from 2 exons. Bases 230 to 1216 code for a protein of 328 amino acids.
CAUAGUUGCAACGCUUGUCUUUACAAUGUCUGGAAUAAUGGAUAACCUAAUAAGGCAAUAUUUUGAUCAGGGGAUGACACAGGCAGAGAUUGCAUUAAGUCCUUUAAUAAGGAAUAAUUUCAAAAUUAGUCCGCGGCACCUCCGCAGAAGACUGGCCCGGCUUCGUCUGUAGGCCUACCGACGGAGAUAUAGCGAUCCAGCUGAGGUCGUAGAGUUCAUCUCGAGUCUUAUGAACGGACCAGGACGGCUUCAUGGCUACCGUAUGAUGCGCGCAAGGUGCCUUUUAGCUGGAUUCCGUGUCAGUCGGGAUGUCGUUACGGAGAUCCAGACCACCUUUGAUCCCGUGGCCGUGCAUCGUCGGAAAGGCAGGAGACUGCGGCGAAGAUCAUACAGUGUUCCGGGGCCUAAUUACGUAUGGCACAUGGAUUCAUACGACAAGCUCACCCCCUUUGGCAUUGGGGUGAACGGGUGCAUCGAUGGAUUUUCGAGGUAUAUAAUUUGGAUGGAAGCAAACUCUACCAACAGCAACCCGUGCGUAAUCGUAGCCUAUUUUAUGCAAACUGUCUGUAAACUCGGAGGCUGCCCCAAAAUCCUGAGAUCAGAUCAUGGAACAGAAAAUGUCCAUGCCAACAGAAUACAGACUUUUUUCAGGGAAGAUGACACUGGAGAUGCCCCUGGGCCCCCUUUUGUUAUACAAGGAAGGAGCACGGCAAACCAGAGAAUCGAAUGUUGGUGGGGGAUGUACAGGAGACAGAACGUGGACUACUGGCGAGACGUCUUCAGAGAGUUCCAAGCUACGGGUGAUUUCAGCGGUGAUUUCGUCGACAAGGGUCUUGUGCUAUUCUGUUUCCUGAAGAUUACACAGGACGAGCUGGACACAGUGGUGCAAAUGUGGGACAACCAUCGCAUUCAUCCGGGAAGGAAUGGACGUGAUGUCUACCAUGGCAAGCCAGUGAUGAUGUACAACGUACCUGAGCUGUAUCAUGCACAGAAUUAUCUGCAUCCAGUUGAACUGGACAAAAUAAGCACAAUCCUAGGUGAAGACAUUUGCCAGUGGAAAACAGAUAUUUCAUGUGACAUUGACCUACAUGACUUGUGCUUGAUGGUGAUGGAGGAACACAACUUGACUCACCGCCCUGGAGCUGAAGGAGCCAUUAAACUCUACAAAGACCUGAGGCCAUUGAUAAGGGCACUCCUGGAAGAAGCGGAUGACUGAUCAAACAUAUU